This is a messenger RNA of Haliotis rufescens (red abalone), 644 nucleotides long. RefSeq names its product ubiquitin-like-specific protease 1. The transcript has 4 exons. Bases 1 to 609 code for a protein of 202 amino acids. The record is from RefSeq and is a predicted model, not a curated record. Gene Ontology annotation, biological process: proteolysis. Gene Ontology annotation, molecular function: cysteine-type peptidase activity. NCBI's taxonomy places the organism in Eukaryota, Metazoa, Mollusca, Gastropoda, Lepetellida, Haliotidae.
AUGGAGGAGGAAAACAGAAAAUCCAUGGAACAUGUCUUUGUGAUCCCAUCUUACCUGGCAGUGCUCUGGGAAAAUGAUCAGUAUGGAACAUGGAUGUACAAGAAGGUGAAACUCUCCUUGUACAAGUGGAUUUUUAUGCCUGUGAAUGUCAACCGCAACCACUGGGUCCUGCUUGUUGCAGAUGUUUACAAGAGGACAGUCGCCAUACUGGAUUCAUUGCCAACACCAGGAAGCAGUACACGCAUAGAGAAGUGGAAGUUAACUGGGAGGAAGGGGAUCUUGUGUCUUCCAAACAGUGACGGAAGCAGCUGUGGCCCAUUUGUACUGAUGAAUGCCCUUGCCAUAGUGAACAACAUCCCAAUACAAGAGCUGAAUACAGAUAUGGCAACAUACAUGAGACAGUAUGUCUCAUCUUCAUUGCUGCAAGCAGCAAAACAGCCUCCUUCACAACGAUCAACAUGUGACAUGUUAGGAUGUUGUAGGCCAACAAGUGAACAAUGCUGGAUUUGUUGUGAUGUCUGCGGGAGAUGGAUGCACUUUUCAUGCAUCAAUAUCGAUCAAAGCCCAGAGGGGGGAUUAUGUAUGUCCCAUAUGCAUUGCGCAAUAUGAGUGACUGAUACUUCUCUUCUGUGGCUGUAUACAAA